Phytophthora sojae is the source of this 643-nucleotide messenger RNA. RefSeq lists its product as hypothetical. The coding region runs from base 34 to 474 and encodes 146 amino acids. The transcript has a single exon. NCBI's taxonomy places the organism in Eukaryota, Oomycota, Peronosporomycetes, Peronosporales, Peronosporaceae. The record is from RefSeq and is a predicted model, not a curated record.
CGCUACCAAGCCAACAGACAAGACACAACCAGUAUGAAGUGGUCGGAACAGCUCGGCGCCAAGCUCCAGACGAAGGACGGCCUGCAGGACACGGACUACAAGCUGGCCGGCAAGAAGGUCGUGGGCUUCUACUUCAGCGCGCACUGGUGCCCGCCGUGCCGCCAGUUCACGCCCUUCCUGAGCGCCGUGUACGACGACAUGAUCGAGGAGCACCCGGAGUUCGAGCUCAUCUUCAUCUCGUCGGACCGCGACCCGGCCCAGUACAGCGAGUACUUCGGCGAGAUGCCGUUCCUGGCGCUGCCCUUCGAGGAGCGCGCCGCCAACCAGGCCAUGAGCACCAAGUUCGGCGUCACGGGCAUCCCCAUGCUGGUCUUCGUGGACGGCGAGGGCAAGGUCAUCACCAUGGACGGCCGCAGCGCCGUCGCCAACUCGCGCGGAGACGUGGAGAAGCUCUGGGAGCAGCUGACCAAGUAAAGGACAGCGAGCAGGAUCUGACGCGGCUUCCUUCGGUGUCGUCGGUGGGUUGAACUCACGGAUUCUUUUGGAGCUGAUAUCAGUUGUAUAGUUGCCUUUACUCUUCUCUCUCUUCUCUCUUCCCAAGCUUUUUGAGAAAGAAUAUGAUGUUCCCCUUUUGCUAUGAUUU